Messenger RNA from Amorphotheca resinae ATCC 22711, 933 nucleotides. RefSeq lists its product as hypothetical. NCBI's taxonomy places the organism in Eukaryota, Fungi, Ascomycota, Leotiomycetes, Helotiales, Amorphothecaceae. Bases 153 to 737 code for a protein of 194 amino acids. The record is from RefSeq and is a predicted model, not a curated record. The transcript has 4 exons.
CGUUUUUACUCCUUGAGUACCUCAAAUAGUAGUGGAACAAAUAGGCUUCGUCUACCAUUUCAUACAGAGCAUCACAGUUUGAAGAUUGUUUUGUUCCGUCCUCUGCCAUGUCAACAUCACGAUUUCCACCGGAAACUCCUCAUCAAACCAACAUGGGCGUCGAAAUCGCACCAAAUACUCGACGCCAGAACAGUCCAACGAAGGGUGAAACUAAAUCUGAGAAAGAGCUACCAGAUCCUGAGGGCCUGGGCAAGCUUGGAGAGGAAAUUCAGGUCCCAUCACCCAACCCACACAAUGUUUUAGGGGAUGGAAGAGUAAACGGACCAGGAGGGUUCCAUUCCGUGGACCAACAAACCGGGCCACAAGGACCUCCUUCUAAUGGCCCGGCCCAAUUAGUUGAGGAUGAUAACCAGUUCAUGGAUAAAGAUUCGGAUCAUAACUCGACUGCCGAUGUGCCAAAGAUGGACUGGACAGAGUUUGAACAGCGAUACGAGAAUGCCAUGAUAGAUGCAAACAAAGUGGAGGAUGACUUGGUUUUGGAGUUUGAAAAGCUCUCUAAGGCUUUUUUCUACUGGGCCGAAGCUUCAGCUCAGCGGGACAAUGACAGAGCAUGGAAGCGUUUGAAAACUCGAGAACGAUAUGUGCAGCUAUCCGAGCAAAGGCUGGAGCAGAAAAAGAUGCAUUAUGUCGAGGUAGUUCAGGCAUUUCAGAAAGCGCUCGCAUUAUUGAGUCGCUGAUCGGGUCACCACCUGGAAAAUCAGUCGGUAUAUUCGCAUCAUUUUGGCCCGGAGCUGGAAUAGCAUUUGCGACAGUUUAAGGGCUUGCUAAUCAUUAGGCGUUUGGUGGACGGAGUAAGGCAGGCAGGCCGACUUUCUAUUUAUUCUUACAAGAUACCCAAAUGCGAGCCCGCCUCCUACAUCACGUAUUAUUCCC